AUGAAAAGGCUAAAAUGCUUGGAAUAAUAAAUUGUUUAAGAACAUAAUUUAAAUAAAGAAUAGGAAUCAAAAUUAGACAAAGAAUUAUAUAAGCAAAAAUAAUUUAGUUACGAAAAAUAUAAGAAUUUAAUUAAAAAAAAAUCCGUUUUUGACUAAUAUAUUUUAAAAUUAAGAGUAAAUAAUAUUUUUAGUUAUAAUUUAUUAAAAAUAAUAUAUAAUAUAGUAUAAUUAUACAAUAAGUAUAAUUUUUUUUAUGGAUUUAUAUUAUUAUAUUAGUAUUUAUAUUAUUAUAUUGCUCUUUUUAAAUAAAUAAAAAAAAUAUACAAGGCAUAAACAUUACCUAUAUUAGAGAGUUCAUUUGUUUAAAUUAUUAUGACUUUGACAACUUUUUAUGCACUAUAUGCAGACGAUAUUAGAGUUAUCGGAUUUACUCCUUCAGAUGAUGAAAUAUUUUAUUAAAUAACAUUUGGUUGUUUUAUUUUAUUUUCAGUAGAACUAAUUGCAAAUUGUUUAAUUAGAGAAAAAUAUUUUCUUGGGUUUACUUUUUUUAUGGAUUUUAUAUCUUUAUUAUCUUUAAUAUUUGAUGUACCAUGGUUAUCAUAAUCUAUAAUUGGAAUUUCGUUUGAUAAAGAUAAUUAAGUUAAUCUGUUAAAAGCAGGAAGAGUUUCUAAGGUAACAACAAGAGCAACAAAAAUAGUAAGAUUUAUUCGCUUAGUUAGGCUUAUUAAAUUAGGAAAAUUAUAUCAAAAAACUUUUGAAGUAAUAAAAGAUAGAAUCAAUGAAUAAUUAAAUUCUAAAUUAGAUAGUGGUGAUGAGGGUAAAUAAUAUCUUAUUUAUUUAAAAAUAUAUUAAAUUCUUAAACUUAGAAGAUGA
Messenger RNA from Ichthyophthirius multifiliis, 873 nucleotides. RefSeq lists its product as hypothetical. The transcript has 2 exons. NCBI's taxonomy places the organism in Eukaryota, Ciliophora, Oligohymenophorea, Hymenostomatida. The record is from RefSeq and is a predicted model, not a curated record.